Molecule: messenger RNA, 1107 nt
Organism: Xenopus laevis (African clawed frog)
Lineage: Eukaryota; Metazoa; Chordata; Amphibia; Anura; Pipidae
Gene: myl9.L
Product: myosin light chain 9 L homeolog
Exons: 4
Coding region: 160-678 (172 amino acids)
Molecular function (GO): calcium ion binding
Source: RefSeq, a predicted model, not a curated record
UUCUCCCUCCACUGGAUCCCCUCCACUUCCUCAUUCUCACUAAUAUUACUCACCCAGCUCUUGUCUGCCACUACUGCUGAACUACUCACAUGCUACAACUACUCACAUCCCUGACACCUCGGCUUGCAAGCAAAGAAGGUUCCAUAACCACAAGCAACCAUGUCCAGCAAGAAGACAAAAGCCAAGACUACCAAGAAGCGUCCACAGAGGGCGACUUCCAAUGUAUUCGCUAUGUUUGACCAGUCCCAAAUACAGGAGUUUAAGGAAGCCUUCAACAUGAUUGACCAGAAUCGAGACGGCUUUAUUGACAAGGAAGAUCUGCACGACAUGCUGGCCUCUAUGGGUAAAAACCCCACUGAUGAAUAUUUGGAUGGAAUGAUGAGCGAGGCCCCAGGACCCAUCAACUUCACUAUGUUCCUGACAAUGUUUGGAGAGAAACUGAAUGGCACAGACCCUGAGGAUGUCAUCAGAAAUGCCUUUGCCUGUUUUGAUGAGGAGGCUUCAGGAUUCAUCAAUGAAGACCACUUACGAGAGCUCCUCACUACGAUGGGAGACCGCUUCACAGAUGAGGAGGUGGAUGAGAUGUUCAGAGAGGCCCCAAUUGACAAGAAAGGCAACUUCAACUACGUGGAAUUCACCCGCAUCCUGAAACAUGGAGCCAAGGAUAAAGACGACUAGAAGGCAAUGCCCUGCGGCCCUAAAUGAAAGAGAUGCUCUACAAAUGAUGGGCAGCGUUUAGGUCUCCAAAUUUGUAAUUAUGUAAUAUGAGAAGCUUUCCCAUGCUAAGCAAAUUGUGGCAGUGGCCAUAUUUAAAAUCCUCCACAAAAAUGACUGUAAUGCGCCCACUCCUCACCCCUGUCACCUUAGCCAUUCUAAAGGGAAGACGUCAUAUUAAUAUAUAAAUAAAUGAAUUUACUCAAGAGUUGUGUGGAACAAGGACGUAGCCUGCUCUGUUGUUACCAUGUGCCCUUCCUAACACCAAAAACAGCCCCAUAAGGUAAAUUCAGCUUUAUCUUAAUUGACGGCACCAUUGUAUCUGCCACAUCCCCUCUUCCUGCAGUUCUGAUUUUUGGGUUUUCCACCUAAAUAAACAGAAGUGAGAAUGUA